This is a messenger RNA of Callorhinus ursinus (northern fur seal), 1471 nucleotides long. RefSeq names its product gonadotropin-releasing hormone II receptor-like. Gene Ontology annotation, biological process: G protein-coupled receptor signaling pathway; cellular response to hormone stimulus. NCBI's taxonomy places the organism in Eukaryota, Metazoa, Chordata, Mammalia, Carnivora, Otariidae. Gene Ontology annotation, molecular function: protein-hormone receptor activity; G protein-coupled receptor activity; peptide binding. The record is from RefSeq and is a predicted model, not a curated record. Gene Ontology annotation, cellular component: plasma membrane.
GGGGUGCUUCCAGAACACCCGCAACGCACACACAAACACACAAGCGCUGCGGCCGAACCCAGGGCUGUAGGGGCUAAAGAAGUCUAUGGAAGUAGAAGCCAGCACCAGAUCCCUGUUCCCUGCGGGACCCUGACAUUUGGGCAGGUGACCUCCAGGAUACAGAUUGAGUCUCCGGAGACAGAGGCUUUAAUGGACGAAAUUCGCAAUAACCAGCUUCAGAUCCUAAUAAGGAGGGCGAAGAAUCAGUGGACGAAGCUAACCGCUUCAUACUAACACUUCGUCCUCCCACCCCUUUCCCUUCCAGGUCACCAUGUCUGCAGGCAAUGGCACACCCCCCCCCCCCCGACCGGGGUUAGCAGCGGGGGAGGAGGUCUGGGCGGGAUCGGGAGUAGAGGUGGAGGGCUCUGAGCUGCCCACCUUCUCAGGUGCAGCCAAGGUCCGAGUGGGAGUGACCAUUGUGCUGUUCAUUUCUUCAGCUGCAGGGAACCUGACCGUCCUUUGGUCAGUGACUCGGCCACAACCCGGCCAACUCCGCCCCUCCCCUGUACGACGACUCUUUGCCCACUUAGCAGCUGCUGACUUACUAGUCACUUUUGUGGUUAUGCCCCUAGAUGCCAUCUGGAAUAUCACCGUUCAGUGGCUGGCCAGGGACAUCGCAUGUCGGACACUCAUGUUCCUGAAACUGAUGGCCGUGUAUGCUGCAGCUUUCCUGCCUGUGGUCAUUGGACUUGACCGUCAGGCAGCCGUACUGCACCAGCUUGGACCCCGCUCAGCUGGAAGGAAACUUCUGGGGACUGCCUGGGGACUUAGUUUCCUGCUUGCCUUGCCCCAGCUGUUCCUGUUCCACACCGUCCGCCGAGCUGGCCCAGGCCCGUUCACUUAGCGUGUCACCAAAGGCAGCUUCAAGGCUCGAUGGCAAGAGAUCACCUAUAACCUCUUCACCUUCUGCUGCCUCUUUCUGCUGCCACUGACUGCCAUGACUGUCUGCUAUAGCCACAUUGUCCUCAGGGUGUCUAGUGCCCAGACAAGGAAGGGGAACCAAGCCCCUGCUGGUGAAUUUGCCCUCCGUUGCUCCUUAGACAAUCGCUCCCGUGUUCGCCUGCGGGCCCUGCGACUGGCCUUCCUUGUCUUGCUGACCUUCGUCCUCUGCUGGACACCUUAUUACCUGCUGGGCCUGUGGUACUGGUUCUCUCCCACCAUGCUAACUGAAGUUCCCCCCAGCCUCAGCCACAUCCUUUUCCUUUUUGGCCUCCUCGAUGCUCCUCUGGAUCCUCUCCUCUAUGGAGCCUUCACCCUUGACUGCCGAAGAAGGCACCAAGAACUUAGUAUAGACUCUUCCAGGGCAAAACGUUCUGAGAGAAUGCCCUGACAGGAGAUUCAAGCCCUUAGACAGCUGCAAGUACAAACAAACAUGGCAGCAGGAAGGACAGGAGAAACAGGAGAGACAUUCCUGUAACAUCCAUUUGCAUGG